AUGUCGAAAGUACCAAAGAGGCUCUGCCACAUACUGGUUACACUGGCUGAUGGGUUUCUCGUGCUAUAUAAGGUGACCUUGAAGGAAACGAGUGGCACUUCCAUUUUCGUUAGACCCAUUGCAUGGUAUAGUGUUCUGGGCUCGAGACCUCAUGACAGCUAUGCGAGGCAGGCCGCAGCUUCAUCAGAUAUGGUGUAUCAGGGGGACUCCAAUGACAUGCAGGCUGAGGAAUUGGACUAUGCAUACAUUGAUAAUCAAACCAAAGACAUCGACGAAGGGAGAGAGAUUGGGACUGAGGACUCGGACAAAGAUGGUCUGGACCUGGAAGACAGGGGAGAGGACGGCGGUGACUAUAUCUGCGAAGUCGAAGGAUAUGCAAUAUUAUAG
Postia placenta MAD-698-R-SB12 is the source of this 387-nucleotide messenger RNA. RefSeq lists its product as hypothetical. Bases 1 to 387 code for a protein of 128 amino acids. The record is from RefSeq and is a predicted model, not a curated record. The transcript has 3 exons. Lineage: Eukaryota; Fungi; Basidiomycota; Agaricomycetes; Polyporales; Adustoporiaceae.